Saccharomycopsis crataegensis is the source of this 1413-nucleotide messenger RNA. RefSeq names its product ribose phosphate diphosphokinase subunit PRS1 (gene PRS1). Gene Ontology annotation, biological process: 5-phosphoribose 1-diphosphate biosynthetic process; purine nucleotide biosynthetic process; ribonucleoside monophosphate biosynthetic process. Gene Ontology annotation, cellular component: ribose phosphate diphosphokinase complex; cytoplasm. Lineage: Eukaryota; Fungi; Ascomycota; Saccharomycetes; Ascoideales; Saccharomycopsidaceae. The transcript has a single exon. The record is from RefSeq and is a predicted model, not a curated record. Gene Ontology annotation, molecular function: magnesium ion binding; ribose phosphate diphosphokinase activity. The coding region runs from base 1 to 1413 and encodes 470 amino acids.
AUGCACAAGUGUAAAAUUUUCGUGGGAAACUCCCACCCAGAACUCGGAAAACUAGUUUGUGAACGUUUGGGAUGCCCUGCCGCCCCAGCAACCCUCAAGAAAUUUGCAAAUGGUGAAACUUCCGUGUCCAUUGGCGCUUCUGUCCGUGAUGAAGAUGUCUACAUUAUCCAAUCCGGCUCCCCAACCGUCAAUGACCACAUCAUGGAACUCCUCAUCCUUAUUUCUGCUUGCAAAAGUGGUUCUGCUUCAAAGAUCACUGCGGUUAUUCCACAGUUUCCAUACUCCAAACAAUCGAAGAUGAAAAAGCAUCGUGGAGCCAUCACCGCCCGUAUGUUAGCCAACUUGCUUAUCAUGGCCGGAGCAGACCAUGUGGUUUCCAUGGAUCUCCAUGCUUCGCAAAUGCAAGGUUUCUUCUCAAGACCAGUUGAUAAUCUUUAUGGUGCCCCAAUUUUGGCUAACUGGAUCGUCAAUAAUGUCGAUAACUAUCAAAAUGCCGUGGUGGUUUCCAAGAACCCUGGCGGUACCAAAAGGGUAACUGCUUUAGCUGAUAAACUCAAGAUCAAUUUUGCUAUGAUUCAUACUGAUCGUCGUCGUGCGCAAGACGCUUUGUUCCUUAAACAGCAACAAGAAGAAAAACUCAAGUUACUCAAACGUCGCCAGUCGUCUUCUACAUCAAAUAAAGAGAAGAAUCCCGAUCUUGUUAGUCUUAGAAAACAGCAACUUGAACGUGCUGGUUAUAGCGAUGCUCUUGCGGAUGAGGAUGAAGAUGAAGAUCCAGGUGAUGUGAUUUUAAGUAGUGAACUUCAAACUGCGAGAGUGAUUAAGGGGCAUAUUGUCGAUGAUGACUAUGAACAACAAAGUGUUGUCGAAUCAGGGGAUGAUGUUGUCUCCAAUAAACCUGUUUCCAGUAAUACAACCGAGACUAACUAUGAAAAUAAUGACAAUAAUGACGAUUAUGAUGAUGACGAUGAUGACGACGACGAUUUCCAGUAUUCUCUUGAUCAAGAAGAUAGCUUUGAAAUAACGCCCCAAGGUGUAACUCGUUCAGAGAAGUUGAUCACUCUUGUCGGGGAUGUCAAAAAUCGCCCAGCAAUUAUUCUUGAUGAUAUGAUUGACAAGCCAAACUCCUUCAUUGCUGCUGCUGAACAUUGUCGUCUUAACUGUGGGGCCUCCCUGGUUAUCGUUAUUGCUACACACGGUGUGUUCAGCAACAAUUGCUUGGAAAAACUUAAUGAUUCUCCAUGCAUUGAUAAGAUUGUCGUCACAAAUACUUAUCCUAUUUCUAAGGAAGCACGCGAAAAGAAUGAAAAGUUAAUUGUUUUGGAUGUGAGUCCUAUUUUCGCAGAAUGUAUCAGAAGAGAUCACUACGGUGAAAGUAUCAGUGUUUUGUUUGAUAACUUAGUUGUCGCUUGA